Molecule: messenger RNA, 5090 nt
Organism: Ruditapes philippinarum (Manila clam)
Lineage: Eukaryota; Metazoa; Mollusca; Bivalvia; Venerida; Veneridae
Product: M-phase phosphoprotein 8-like
Exons: 14
Coding region: 32-2707 (891 amino acids)
Molecular function (GO): protein binding
Source: RefSeq, a predicted model, not a curated record
GCAUGACCCAGUUUUACUUGCACUUGUCGACAUGGCGGAAAGGGGGGACGAGACUGGUAAUAGUAGGAAAAAGGUGAAUAAAUCAGAGCAGGGAAUGGAUUCUAGUGGCGAGGAAGAGGAGUUAUUUGAAGUUGAAAAGAUUAUUGGGAAAUCUAAAGUAAAAGGAUCUGUUCUGUACAAAGUUCGAUGGAAAGGUUAUAGCGCAGAAGAAGAUACAUGGGAACCAAGAGAAAAUUUGGAAUGUUGCCAAGACCUGAUUGAAGAGUAUGAUGCGAAACAACAAGAAAUAGCAAAACGAAGAACAGAGGAGAGGAAAAAUAAGCAGUAUAGGUCACAGGAGCAGAGCACAAACUCAUCACAGGCAAUAAUGGAAGGUCGUAUUGAUAGUUCUGAUUCAAGUGACAGUAACUCACCCUACCCUGCUAACUUCAAGAACACAUUUUGGAAAGAAUUGGAAGCUGGGCGAGUUAAUGUAUUUGACAAUGAUAUGUAUUCAAAGGUGAAGAAGCGGUCCAUGACUUUACAGUCUAGAAACAAAGACCAGACCUCCUCCAGCACUGAUGAAUCUACUAGCAAACCAGAAUCGAAGAAGAAACGAAAUUUAAGUGAUAGUGACAAAACCAGCACACCAAAACCAUCAGGGAGUGCUUCACGAAGGCCUACAAGCACAGCUAAGAAAUCUAAACCUACAUCUGAUGGGAAGACUGGGUUAGGACCUGACAGUAGUGCUUGUUGUAAUGACUUUGGUAUUGUUAUAAAGGAUUCAGAUACUGAUCAAGAAAUGAACAGUAUACCUAAAUAUGCUGAUAAAGAAUAUACAAGAGAUAUAACAGUUGAGACAGACAGUUCAGACAGCGAGCUGAUAAAGCCAUCUUUAAACCUUGUGAUUAAGAAGAUGCCUGAAAUAACAGCUGAUAUGGGAAAUAAAUGCUCCGUCAAAGGUCAAGAAACCUGUUCAAGUUACACGGUUCUCCCUAAAACAUCAGAUAUACAACCCUUUGAAAGAAGCACAGGGAAAAAAUCUUCAUCCUCCAAUCACCAGUCUUCAUCAAAGAAGAAGAAAAAACACCAUAAACACCACAAGCACAAGUCAAGAAAUUCUUCCCCACGAGGACACGGAUCGCAAGACAAGAAGAGAAAGGUUUCAUCCACUAGCUUAUCACACUUUCCGACAGAAAGUUCUAAAGUUCCUAAGCUGGAUACAGAAUUAAAUCCAAAAGAAAGUAAUGUCCUUGGAGAACAUAAUAAAAAUAUAGAUAAUAGUAAUCCUGAUCUCAUAAAUGAAGACAAUAAUGAUAAUAAUAGGUUAUUUGGGUCACUCCCUUCUGAUAUCAAUGAGAAAACCAGAAAUGACAGUGCUAAGAAUAAGAAAGAGGCUAUCUCUGAAACCAGAGAGCUUGCACCUAUGAAAUCUAAAAACAGUGAAGUUUCAGACAGUCUUCCUUCAAGUGAUCUCUUGCAGUUUAAUCGAUCUCAAAAUUCUGAUACACCAGACAUAUAUAAAUGUUCAAGCUCUAUAAGUGUGAAUGAAGAUGAAUGUUCAAACAGUGUAAGAAACAGUGAAGGAACUAAAAUAAGUGCUAAUACAGAGUUAUCUCGACAGAUCUCGGAGAAUACGUUAGACAGUGGUAUACACUCUCCAGCAAGCGAGAAAAGUGAAGCAUUAUUCAGGCAAGGCAUGGAUGAGAGGCUGGUCCCUCCAUUUUCAAGCCAGGCCUUUAAAGAUAUACCGACAGACCAGGAUCUAGAUAUUGCAUUAGAUGACAUAGACUGGGACCUUUUUGAAGCUGAAGUUACUCUAGAACCAGUUACUGUUACAAAUGAGGAGUUUGCCAAUGCUGUGAUGGCAGGUGACUAUAAGUUGGUAAAAAGAGCGCUACUUGGAGAAAGCAAGUACGAUUUAGAGCGUCCAGAUAUGGAUGGCAAAACGUUACUAAUGUGGGCAGUGCAUCAUGGACAUGACGAUAUUUCAGAUUUACUCAUAGAACACGGUGCAGACAUAAAUGCUCAAAUGAAUAAUGGCAUGUCACCAUUAAUGAUAGCUUGUCACAGUGCUGAGAUAAGCACAGUAAACUUACUACUUGAAUUGGGAGCAAAAGUUAACCUAGAAUCCAAGGAUAGAAAAACUGCUCUUAUAUAUGCGGCUAAGAGAGGACAUAAUCAGAUACUUUGGUUGCUGUUGGAAUGUGGAGCUAACUUUAAUACAACAUCUGAGGCUGGUCACACUGCCCUCGACUAUCUAAGAUUGUUACGACACCCUGAUACAGAAGUUAUACUUACAAGUCACAUACAGAGGGUUAUGUCAGAGUUUAACAAGCAGGUCUCAAUAACUUUAAAUGGAACAGCGAAGGUGUUGACUUCACUGUUCAAGCCACAGUUGUUUAACAUUUGUGACAGUGAAAAGUUUGAAAUUGCAUUCCAGCAUAAUCUUCGACCACCAAAUUCAGGUAUUGGUUAUUUGUUGUUCAUUGGUCAUGCAACAUUUUCUAACCAAGAAGUGAUGUGCCGUCUGUAUGGACCGAAUGCAGUAAGGACUGUUACACUAAAUGGACAUCAUCAGUCAUGUCUUACAGAGGAGGGUAAUUUUGUACUGGCAUUUUCCCCAUUGAUGGAUGGAAAAAAUGUACUGACCAUAAAUACUAUAAAGACAAAGGAUUCUAAAGCUAAGUUGAUAGUUUGUGCAUAUAUGGCCCAGCUGUUGCAAUGAUUGAAGAAAUGAAGAGGAAAACAACAGUGUGUUAGAGAGCUGUAAUGUUUUAAACCUGUACUGUAUAUAUUAUAUGUUUCCUAUAGUGAAUUUGAGAUAUAUACUAACAUAAGUGCUGAGAACAUACGAAGAAACAAAGGAAAUGGAUGUUUUAUUAACAACGCUUGAUGUCAUCGGAAGCAUUUGAAAGAUAUUAUUUAUACUCAUUGAAAUUGACCACAGUUGUUCAUGACCUUGUGAGUCUUCCUUCACCACUAAAGCUGGACAGUUGCAAUAGAACCCAGGCCAACCUUGACCUAUGUUAAUAGUUAUGAUUGUAGAGUAUAUAGAAAUAGUUUCAACUUACACCUUAUUAAGAGGUUAUGGCAUUUAGAUAGAUAUAUUCUUUGGAAAUCAUUUAUUGUAUUAGGUCUUGUUGCAUAUAUUUCUUAAAAAUUAAGAUUCAUUCAUUAAACUAUAAAAGGAUGACAAAUUAUUUGUCAGAUUAUAUAGAAAAUUCAAUUUAUUCUCUAUAGUUUCAUAAUUAUUUUAUUGCAACAUACACCUUCAGCUGAAAUUUUAAGCACUGAUAUUAUUUUUUUUCACAUAUAAACAAAUAUUUGCACCUUAAUUUAUUUAACAUAAUUUUAAUUUUCGGAGGCUUUGUUUAUUUACAUUAUUCAUUUUGAAUGGCUAUUUGGUAUAAAAUGCACAAUAGUUUAUAUCAUUUUAAUGCACACAUUCAUAAGCCAUCAUAAUAACAAGGAAAGUUGCUUUAGAACUAUCACAUUAUUCAUAGUGAGCUAUUGAGCUAAAAAUGGACUGUUUCUGUGAUAAACGCAAGAAUAAUUUUAACAGUUACUACUCAUGUUAAUCAUAAGAAUAUUGAACAUUGAACAGUUAUUACUUUAUAAAUUGGACAGUUACUAUCUUAUGCUAAAGAAUCAUACAGAUGAUACAUGUACUUAAUAUUCUAGCAGCUACCUUGUUUGUAUGUCUGAAUUGAACACAUUUUUGGUCAUGUCUCAGCUAUAGGUCAACCUAACCAGAUGUUCCGGAUAACUAAUCAGUAAUUAACAGUUUCGACAUUAGUGGUCAACUACCCCAUAUAGUUCCUAAAUCAGCAUGGAGAAACAAAUAACCAUUAGUCUUAAUGUCAUAUAUCAACUGUAGAUUCAAGAAUGAAUGGAGUAGUAACUGCUUAAUUCAAAAAAAAAUAAUUGCAGAGUUAUGACUUUAAACUGAAAAAUAUAAAUGGAGCCCCUUGUGGUUGAGGGGUUGCCUUUAAUGGUUUAGGCUUAAGAAUUGCAACCUCUGUUUAUCAUUGCUUGAUUGUAAGAAGCCACUAAAUGGGUUCAAAUAACUAAGGUCUAAGCAUCUCUAAGCUCCAGCAGGUGAGGUGGUUUUGACCCCUUAUGUUUCUUUGAAGUUUGUAACACCCAAUGUUUUGCCAAAAUCAUCUUACUUGUUUUGGCGCCAUAUUACCUACACUUGUGUUGGUGCGCUGAAAAACCAAACAAACAAUAUAAAAUCGAGAGUAACCGCUUUAAAUAUUGUGAUAUGAAAUGGACAGACUGAUACUACUUAAAACUCAAAACCCCAGCUAUUGGGAUGAAUGUGAAGGAUAUCAGAAUUGUAUCCUCAUAGAUUGUAGUGUGUAGAAAUCCAUGUAAUAUUAGUAGAUGCUAUUUAUUAUUAACUAUUGUUUUUUGAAUGGGUAUUAUGAUAUAUAUAUAUAUAUAUAUAUAUAUAUAUAUAUAUAUAUAUAUAUAUAUAUAUAUAUAUAUUAUGUUGUUUAAUUUUUGUUCGGCUCACAUGUUGUGUUUGCAGGGUUAAGUUUCUGUAUAGUAAAUAGAAGAUAUUACUCAUUUCUGUAUAUUAAUUAUCUUGCCCUGUGCUAUUUUUAGCUCACCUGACCACGAAGUGGUCAAGGUGAGGUAUAGUGAUGGGGCUAUGUCCGGCGUCAGUCGUCGUGCGUCGUCAACAAUUGGGUUGUUAACAGUCUAGCAGUCACAGUUUUGAUUGGAUCAUCAUCAAACUUUGUCAGAAUGUUUGUCUCAAUGAAAUACAGAUCGAGUUCGAAGAUGGGUUAUCUCCGGUCAAAAACUAGGUCACAGGAGCUAAACAUAGAAAAAGCUUGUUAACACUCUAGUGGCUGCAGUAUUGAUUCAAAUAUUCUGGAAAUUUGUCAGGAAGGUUGUUUUGAUGAUUUCUAGGUCAAGUUCGAAGAUGGGCCAUCUCAGGUCAAAAACUAGGUCACAGGAGUUAAAAAUAGAAAAAGCUUGUUUACACUCUAGUGGCUGCAGUUUUUAUUCAAAUAUUCAGGAAAUUUGUCAAGAAUGUUGUUUUGAUGUUUUCUGGGUCAAGUGCUAAGAUUGGUCAUGUCUGGUCAAAAACUAGGUCA